Colletotrichum lupini is the source of this 390-nucleotide messenger RNA. RefSeq lists its product as uncharacterized. NCBI's taxonomy places the organism in Eukaryota, Fungi, Ascomycota, Sordariomycetes, Glomerellales, Glomerellaceae. The record is from RefSeq and is a predicted model, not a curated record. The transcript has 3 exons. The coding region runs from base 1 to 390 and encodes 129 amino acids.
AUGUCGUUGAAGAGCAGAGGCUCAAAAAAGUCUUGGGGUGAUGCGAGGCGGCGGUCCCUGGGCUGCCAAGCUUUCAACCGCCCGCAAGCCGAGACCUUCUUUUUUUUGCCAGCUGUUGCAGCUUUUGCUGGUUACUGCGCCAUGCUGUCAACAACUUCACUUCAUCCCUCCCCCGCCAUUGGAUUGUCCUGCAUCACCGCCUUUUCUGGGCUCAUUGGAUCUCCCGAGGGCACGUACUCGGGAGAAAUGACGAUGGACCUCCCGAGUCCCGUCUUCUUCCCGUCGGUUCCGCGAAGGAUCACCACCCCCUUCCCCAGUGGUCGAUGCACCCUUGACGUGUUCACGAGCCCAUUCCUGUCAUGGUUUCAGACUUUGCAGGUUGCUGAGUGA